AACAAGCAUCAGAGCUCGGUGUCACAAAACCUGACCGAUGGCGGCCCGGUGCUCCACAGCUGCCUCCGUGGUCAGAACAGGAUCGCGAGACCUCUCCCCCUCCUUUUCCUUCACAGCCGCGGCGCUCCCCUCGGCGCGUCUGAGGCCGGUAGGAGCGUGGGUCCGCGGUGGAGGGUACACCUGCAGGCUCCGCGCCGUCUGCGCCAUGGGCUCCGCGCCGUCGUCGUCCCAAUCCCCGUCGCCGCACACGCCUUCAGGACAAACCCAAGGGAAAGCAGAUUAUAAAUCACUGAGUGAAGAGGAGUGGAAGAAGCGCCUGACUGAAGAGCAGUAUUAUGUUACUCGGCAGAAGGGCACUGAAAGAGCAUUCACUGGGGAAUACUGGAAUACUAAAACCCCAGGCAUUUAUCAGUGUGUCUGCUGCGACACCCCUCUGUUUCAGUCAUCAACCAAAUUUGAUAGUGGUACUGGGUGGCCAUCCUAUUAUAAACCAAUUGGUGAAAAUGUCAAGAGCAAGCUUGAUAUGUCAAUCAUUUUUAUGCCCCGGACCGAGGUGCUCUGUGCAACCUGUGAUGCUCAUCUGGGGCAUGUCUUCGAUGACGGGCCACCACCAACAGGGAAGAGAUACUGUAUCAAUAGUGCAUCUCUGAAAUUGAAGCCCCAAUAGUUGCUGGAUACUUUAGCAAGAAGUCAACUAUAACGCUGGUCCGCCCUAUGUAAACUUCGGGGUUAUGUAUAUAAACUACUCGAGUUGUAGCAUAUUUAUUAUUCUCUUUGUUAUGUAAUAUAUGUGUUCACAAACCGAUGAAAGUAUGAAACAAACAGCCGCUACUUCACUCUGGUAUUCUGGUCUAGAAUUAAGGUGUUGUUUGGUUGACGAAUUGUAACGUAAAUGGCAACGGUAAUGGUUUGCACUCGAGUGACAGUUGACAACGGUAAUAAAUUUAAAUAGAUCUUUA
This is a messenger RNA of Zea mays, 959 nucleotides long. RefSeq names its product peptide methionine sulfoxide reductase msrB. Gene Ontology annotation, biological process: protein repair; response to oxidative stress. Gene Ontology annotation, cellular component: cytoplasm. The record is from RefSeq and is marked validated. Gene Ontology annotation, molecular function: peptide-methionine (R)-S-oxide reductase activity. NCBI's taxonomy places the organism in Eukaryota, Viridiplantae, Streptophyta, Magnoliopsida, Poales, Poaceae.